Molecule: messenger RNA, 1317 nt
Organism: Harpegnathos saltator (Jerdon's jumping ant)
Lineage: Eukaryota; Metazoa; Arthropoda; Insecta; Hymenoptera; Formicidae
Exons: 6
Coding region: 259-1035 (258 amino acids)
Biological process (GO): multicellular organismal reproductive process
Source: RefSeq, a predicted model, not a curated record
AAACUCGGUCGAUAUUCAGCUGGAUCAAGCAGAUGUCGAGAUUAUCGCCGAAUGGAAGGAAUGGCGGAGAAAUCGGAAUUAUCAGUGAUAAUUCAACAGCGAUUGGAAUGUCGGCGGAGUCCGCGUAAGAUUUGUGAUUUGCGUGAACUUUUCACCUACGACAAACGGCAGAAAGUAUACAUUCGCCACAGCUUGAAAGAAGAGGAAUCGACCUGAUCAGUCGCUUUUAAUAAAUAUGAACAGUCUGAGAAGGAAGAAAUGGACAUCAACUUCUUUUCCUUGCAAUAUACAGAUUUAUCUAAUCCCGGAAUAAGAAGUCUCUUUAGAGAAAUGAGGCUCCUCGCAACGUUCGGACUUAUCUUGAUCUGUAGCCAUACCUGGGCAGCUGCUGAGAAGGACCUUUAUGGCACCAAGUUAGAGGACUUUCUCGAAAAAUUCAGAAGCUCAAUUCGAGAUGGGAACAAGGACUUCGGAAUACCGCCCCUCGAUCCGUUUAAGAGUGACAAAAUACCAAUUAAACUCAACGAAAAAGAUAUUAAUUUAGACGCACUUCUCACAAAAGUCAACAUGCAAGGUUUGUCCGGGUACAAAGUCAAUAGCGGUGACUUCCGCUUAAUCGGUUUGAAGGUUGUGAUGGAUCUUACGUGGCCGUUGAUAUACGCAGUCACUAAUUACUCCAUGAAUGGUACCGUGGGUGGUACGGUGGCUCUUUACGGCAAGGGCGAUAUUGAAAUUGGUGCCAAAGAUUUGGAUAUCUAUCUGGAAGUUAGCUUAAAAGUCAAAGGCAAAUACCUGGAAGUCAAAUCCGUAACAUUGAAAAUUUCUUUGCGCGCGCUACAGUUUACAAUUACGGGUCUCUUCGACGACAAAGACAUGUCCGAAUUAAUAAGCGCCGUGAUUUCGGACAUGAUGCCCAAGCUGAUUCAAGAUUACCAGAGUGAUAUCGUAGGCGUUAUAAAUCCUAUCAUCGAGGACAAAGUUAACGGAUUCCUGGCCGAUAAGACAAUCUCGGAUUUAUUAAAAUUAUUGGGUUAAAUUCGUCAUCACCCGUUAUUUUUCUUUUAUUCGACGAGCACAAUUGGCGAUUUCAAUAAUACAAUUACAAUAAUAAAGAGCAAAUUUUGAAAGCGCAACACAAAUUCACGCAAUGAAAUAAAUCAUACAAAUUACAUGAUAUUUCAUUGAUAUUUCAGUCAAAUUUGCGAUUAAAUUUCUCUGACAGCCUUUAGGCGACUAUUUUCUUAUCCGCGCACAUUUAUUCUCUUCUCUCUUAUCACAAUUUCCCGAAUUAUUGAUAUCGAAAUGACAUACAUUAAA